This is a messenger RNA of Electrophorus electricus (electric eel), 1318 nucleotides long. RefSeq names its product testis expressed 36 (gene tex36). NCBI's taxonomy places the organism in Eukaryota, Metazoa, Chordata, Actinopteri, Gymnotiformes, Gymnotidae. The record is from RefSeq and is a predicted model, not a curated record.
GAUUAGCUAACAGGCGAGUGUUUGUUAAAGUGGUUCUAGGGGCCUGCGCGUUUUUAGAGCCUUGUCUUUAAAUAACGUGACCAAUGCACAUUUUCAAACAUUUAGAUAUACCUAUCCUGACCUGUUCCACAUCUCCUAAUUAAUAAACUCAAGUAGUUAAUAGCUUGUAAUGCGUUGGCAUGGCUACGGAACAGCACACGUUUGAUCAGGGGAUUCAGGAUUUAAACUCAUUCUAUACUUCAAGACAUAUUAAGCGGAAUCUGUUUUAAUUUAGCCAGGUACUACAGGCAAAAGAUACAGCAAUAUGGAUCAAGAUGGAAAUUUGAUCAUGUUGGAAAGCACCAGUCUGGGAAAAUGCAAGAAGAUGCAUUUGCUAGUACAGGAUAUGUGCUAGCCCGAGAGCUGCACCCUUCCGCAGUCCAGGCAGCAGAGCGAUAUCCCAAAAUCUUCAUCAACCCUGAAAAGAAAACAAUGGGCAGGAAAUAUCCAUUUUCAGAGCAUGAUAACCGAGCCACACUGAAACAUAAUAUUGACACAUAUGGUUUGGGUCGUAAGAAGUGUGUGGGUGACCGCCAGGAGUAUAACUCUCACAUCUCCCUCUGUCACGAUGGCGGUGUGAGUGCAGUGUGCCCGAGCACCAGGGACCACUCAGCUUAUCAAAGAGACCCCCAGCCCAGGCAGGGUGCGGAGACCUCCGGCGGCCCCAACGCAAGGCGCUUUCCCAGAAGCCAUCUGCAGCGGACUCAUCGGGCUGCUACGGUCCAGGACAGAGAAGGCUACAUGUGGUUUGGGAGGCAUGAUUUAGAGCGCCACAUUCCCCUUAAUGUGCUAGCAGCCGCUAACCACUCCUGUUAAGUGAUGUAGCCCAGUCUCGGCAGACUGUAUUAAAGCAACCCUCUGUGUAAAUGAUCUUUUUCUUCUUGAUCUUUGUGUUUCUCAGUUCGACCACUUUGAUUUUAAAGCAGCCUGUGCCUAUCUUGUGUUAACAAAUUAUCUGACGUACAAGUCGAUCUUUUCUUCCAGUUAUUCGUUUUGACAAAGACACGUUCACAUCACCAGAGGUGUUUAUACUAGUAAAACAUAAACUUCCCAAAUCCUAAGGAAAACAAAACAUUUCUUCUGAUAUCUUACUGCGUUCGAAUAUAGACAUCAGGACAAUUUUUGCUAAUAUGUCAAAUAUAAAACAAUUAUUUUUAUGUUUCCCCUUAAAAUCGUACGAAACUAAAAUAUCCCAAUCUGGCAACCGGUGGAAACACGUUGUACGCCCUCGGUCGCCGCGCGUUUUCAUUGGCUGCCUUUAACCAUCGACAUAAACAGA